CCCUCCUCGCUGGCUGCUACUGCCGCCGCCUUCCCGCCGGGAGCACCGCUUCCCUCUGCCGCCGCAGCUCGCUUUCUCCUCCUCCUCCUCCGUUCCGUCCUCCCAGUGGCUCGGGAAGGCAAAGCCCCCCCGCCGGGGGCGCCCGUCGGUGGGUGCGUGCCCCCCAGCCCCCGCGCUCGCCUCGCCACCGCGGCAGCCGCCGGCACAGCCCCGCUCAGCCCGGCCACGAUGGCGUGCGGGAGGUUCCUCAGAAGACGAUGAGGUCAUUCAAGAAGGUCUCCUCAGGCUCAGCAGGGGCGAGUAAAGGUGGAGACGAACCCGGGAAGUUGCCGGAGCAGGAAGAAGAAGAGGAAUCCCAGGUUUUGCACGGAACCGGCCAUUGCAAAUGGUUCAAUGUGAGAAUGGGAUUCGGGUUCAUCUCCAUGAGCAACCGAGAGGGAAGCCCCUUGGAGUCUCCAGUUGAUGUCUUUGUACACCAAAGCAAGCUUUACAUGGAAGGAUUUAGAAGCCUAAAAGAAGGAGAACCUGUGGAAUUUACUUUUAAGAAAUCUUCCAAAGGCCUUGAGUCAAUACGGGUAACAGGCCCUGGUGGGAGCCCCUGUUUAGGAAGUGAAAGACGACCCAAAGGGAAGACAGUACAAAAAAGAAAACCAAAGGGAGAUAGAUGCUACAACUGUGGUGGCCUCGACCACCACGCUAAAGAAUGUAGUCUACCUCCGCAGCCAAAGAAGUGCCAUUACUGUCAGAGCAUCAUGCACAUGGUGGCUAACUGCCCCCAUAAAACUGUCUCACAGCAGCCCGCUAGUUCUCAGGGAAGACAUGAAGCUGAACCACAGCCUUCCACUUCUGCCUUCCUGAGAGAAGGGGGAGGAACGCACGGCUUCUCGUCUCCAUCGUACUCUCAGGAAGGCAGGUCGGAGAUCUCGGAGCGCUCGGGCAGGUCACCACAGGAAGCGUCGUCGAGUAAGUUGUCUGCGUCACCUGAAGAACCAAACAGAAAGGGGCCUUCUGUUCAAAAAAGGAAAAAAACUUAA
Molecule: messenger RNA, 1034 nt
Organism: Vidua chalybeata
Lineage: Eukaryota; Metazoa; Chordata; Aves; Passeriformes; Viduidae
Gene: LIN28B
Product: lin-28 homolog B
Exons: 5
Coding region: 258-1034 (258 amino acids)
Molecular function (GO): zinc ion binding; nucleic acid binding
Source: RefSeq, a predicted model, not a curated record